Amphibalanus amphitrite is the source of this 1509-nucleotide messenger RNA. Its product is annotated as trypsin-1-like. NCBI's taxonomy places the organism in Eukaryota, Metazoa, Arthropoda, Thecostraca, Balanomorpha, Balanidae. The record is from RefSeq and is a predicted model, not a curated record. The transcript has a single exon. Gene Ontology annotation, molecular function: serine-type endopeptidase activity. Gene Ontology annotation, biological process: proteolysis. Bases 282 to 1283 code for a protein of 333 amino acids.
GCAACGUGGAAUGUGGAGGUCAUCGGUCGCUCACAUGGCAGGACCACUUUUUGUGUAGAGUCAUCACAAAGCCAUCACCGUCCUGCGGGCCUCUUUAAUCGGCGAUCCGGAUCGUUCCGCGCCCCAUGGUGUUGCUGCUGGUGACGACAACAGUGUAGAUCAUUUACGAUUAACGAUCGUGAUCGAUUUCGGUCGCGUAGCUUCGACUCCGUAACUUUAACAAUCGAGAGGCGGUUGUGUUUGUCUCGUGAGGUGCCGCGUUACCGUGUUGUGCGCCAGCCAUGAGACGUUUGAGAGCCUGCUUGGCAUUGCUGCUUGCAUUUUGCAACCAGCCUUCGACCGCUGCUAGAUCAAACACCACCCAUCACAGGAAUACCAUGUCAGCGUACUCGCUGACGGUGAAGCUGCGCGAGUCACCGCUGUGGCCAAAGCCGCACUUCCUACGCCAUCGGACGUCGGCGGAGCACACACGCUGGGGUCGACCGAUCCCUGGUCUGGCCGCCAGGAGCCGGUGCUGCGGCCGCACUAACCCCGUGCCGACCACGCGGGUGGCCGGCGGCGCCCCGGCGGGCCGCCACCAGUUCCCGUGGCUGGCGGCGCUCGUCGAGCCCGGCCACCACCGGCCAUUCUGCGGCGGCUCACUCAUCAACGACCGCUACGUGCUGACGGCGGCGCACUGCCUGCUCCGCCGGCGGCCGCGCAACCUCCAGGUCGUCCUCGGCAAGCACGAGCUGCGCCGCGACUCGGGCGCCGACGUGCGUCUGAACGCGUCCGCGGUGCGCCGGCACCCGCUGUUCGGGCCGCUCUUCCUCGGCUUCGACGUGGGCCUGGUGCGCCUGGAGACACCGCUCAGCCUGCCGACGCCAGACAACCGCAUCGCGCCCGUCUGUCUGCCCGAGCGGGGCCGCUACCGACGGGCCACAGUCACGGCCGCCGGCUGGGGCGCCCAGCGGGUGGGCGGUCCGCGCACUGACCGGCCGCACAGCGUCACCCUGCAGCAGGUGCCGGCGGCGCUCUGCCGCAUCCUCAACAGUCCGGUGCCCGUCACGGGCAGCACGGUGUGCGCGGCCGGCAGCGUGUGGUCCGGCGGCCGCGACACGUGCCACGGCGACUCGGGCGGCCCGCUGACGGUCAGUGUGGACGACGAGGGCCGCCAGGCGCUGCUCGGGGUCACCAGCUGGGGACUCGGUUGCGCCCGACCCCUUUCGGCCGGCGUGUACGCCAGGGUGACGGCCGCCCUCGACUGGAUCCUCGCCAACACACAGGACGCCAAGUACUGCUAGGGUUAGUAAAAUGUCUGUGAUACGCCAAAAUACAAGGCACGGUGGAGUGUUGCGUCUGAGGUGAACACACACUGAGCUGAUGUGAUAAUGAGUGAAUACUCAUAGGUAAUAACGGCAUCGAAUUUGCUACAAUAAUUUAAGGAAAUCGCUCCAUCACAAAUUACAUUAUCAUUUUUCCAAGAUCUGCACAGUACCUAACUUCAAAACGUACGAUUUAAUAUAAUCA